AUGUGGAGGGCCUACGAUACGUGCGUGCCCGUGACAGGAUCGCCGGCGACGUUUACUGCAGGCAUUGGCAUCUCCGUCUUCUAUGCGUUUUGCUUCGAGCACUUCCAGCGACGUCCUGACUGGGUCGUCAUCACGCAGGCGUUCCUCGAUAAGCAGUCGCAGUUGGCUGCUAUCUGUCGGGACGGCAAAACCAGAUUUAUCUACCUGGAGGGCAUCAAAGCAGAAGUCGCGGCAGCCGUGAAAGAAGCAGGCCGUUCCCCAAAGACCGUGCUCUUCUUUUCGGCGGGAUGGCCACACGGUGGUGUUUGUGACCCGCAGCGACGCCUGGAUGCGGCAGCACGCGGAAGUUCAGUACACCUACUGCCCCCGUGGACACUUAGCGAGCUUCGGGAGGCAGUGCUCGUGUUUGGGUACGAUAUUAGCGACGAUGUCAUCGGCGAGCGCUUUGGGCAUUUUGGGGGUGCCGCUCGGCCGUGUCUGUCGCUUGAUCCAGAGAUUGCUGGGUUCUACCUUGACGGGAUCACUGACUCGAUCAUGAAGAUCCGUGACCGAACGGAUCUCCUAGACCUGCUAUCCGGAAAGGAUGAUAGCGUGAUGCUGUUGGUCCCUCGAGCGGAUAACAGAACAUGCGCAGAAAGACAAUUCGCAUCUGAGUUCGUGGUGGAGAAGCUAGCGGAACGUCUGCAGUUGCUGGCGAAAUGGAAGAAAAAAGCUGCGGUGACGUUGCUUUGUGGGCUUCCUGAAGGCGCAUCGUUGAUUCGUUAUAUGUUCGAGAUCAGCGUUGACGACAAAGAUCAUGAAUGUACUGACUGA
Messenger RNA from Phytophthora sojae, 813 nucleotides. RefSeq lists its product as hypothetical. Bases 1 to 813 code for a protein of 270 amino acids. The record is from RefSeq and is a predicted model, not a curated record. Lineage: Eukaryota; Oomycota; Peronosporomycetes; Peronosporales; Peronosporaceae. The transcript is spliced from 3 exons.